AUGACAAAAGCCAGUAUCUGCGACGGUUCCACAGAACUCUCAAUCUUCGUGAAAUUUAUCGCCAAAUGUGAUUUUGGUCCUGGCGCUAGAAAGACCCUACGAAAAGCCGAAUAUCCAGAAAUGGAAACUUGUUUGUAUGCUUGGUUUUUUACGCAACGGUCAAGGCACGUCCCAAUUUCCUAUGAAAUUUUAUCUGCCAAAGCAAGACAGCUUUACACUGAAACCUAUGGGAACGACAAUUUUAGAGCUAGUAGAGGCUGUAUAUCUAACUUCAGAAAAAGACAUGGUCUGCGUGCUUUAAAAGUAUGCGGCGAAAAACUGUCAAAUGAUCAAAGUGCCGUCAAUCCUUUCCUUACUGCAUUCGCAGAGAAGAUAAAAGAAUUAAACCUCGGACCUACUCAAAUAUACAACGCAGAUGAAUCUGCGCUGUAUUGGAAGAUGUUGCCUGAGAAAACGCUGGUUCGUUCUCAGGAGAAAACCGCACCGGGUCGAAGAAUAAGCAAAGAACGUGUUACUUUUCUGGUAUGUUGUAACGCUGAUGGUUCACAAAAAUUGAAGCUACUGGUUUCAUUUCUCCUUAUUCGUCAAGCCAGAAGUCAUCUGAGAAGCUUUAAUUUGCCUGAACGUGCCCUGCUGAUCGUCAAUAAUGCCUCUAGCCAUGGGUCUAUAGAAGAGCUGACUAGUGAGGAUGGACAAUUUACGACAUUAUUUCUUCCACCGAAUUGUACAGCACUUUUGCAGCCUAUGAACCAAAAUGCAAUAAGACUGACAAAAUUAUUUUAUCGGAAAAGUCUUUUAGCCCAUAUAUUAUCUAGUAACGAAGAAAACGUUGUUAAAUUGCUGAAAACCAUCAAUUUAAAGGAGGCUGUUUGCCUACUAUACAAUGCUUGGGAAAAAGUUUCUCCCGAAGUCUUGAAAAAGUGCUGGCAUAAAAUUAUGGUCCACGUGUCAAACACCAACUUGGACACUGAAUAUGACGCUGAAGAUCUGAUUCCUUUGAGUCAAUUGCGACUCAAUCUCAUCUCAUUGAAUGAAGAAGUGAAAGAUGUUUCGAAUAUGCUGAAUGUUCUCUCUGAACAAAAUCUCACGGAUGUGGAAAUAUCCAAUUGGAUUGAAAAUGAUGAGGAUUUGUUACCACUGGAAGACGUAGACUCGGACGUAGAUGGUAUAGAUGAACAACGCGAAAGUGAUAAUGAAGGUUCCGAGAUGAAUAAUACAAACCAGACUGUUAAGGUUGUUAAGAAUGAUGAAGCAGUUAAAAGUUUUAAUGUGUGCAUUAAGUGGGCUGAAGAAAAUGAUAUUCCUUUGACUGAAGUUCUUGUCCUCCAAAGAUUAAAGGAAGCGGCCUCUAUAAUGAACCAAAAAAAGAACAAAAAAUUGCUCUCUAUAAAGAAACAGGAAUGA
Molecule: messenger RNA, 1404 nt
Organism: Sitophilus oryzae (rice weevil)
Lineage: Eukaryota; Metazoa; Arthropoda; Insecta; Coleoptera; Curculionidae
Product: jerky protein homolog-like
Exons: 5
Coding region: 1-1404 (467 amino acids)
Cellular component (GO): nucleus
Molecular function (GO): DNA binding
Source: RefSeq, a predicted model, not a curated record